This is a messenger RNA of Micromonas pusilla CCMP1545, 1681 nucleotides long. RefSeq lists its product as uncharacterized. Gene Ontology annotation, molecular function: DNA binding. The record is from RefSeq and is a predicted model, not a curated record. The coding region runs from base 1 to 909 and encodes 302 amino acids. NCBI's taxonomy places the organism in Eukaryota, Viridiplantae, Chlorophyta, Mamiellophyceae, Mamiellales, Mamiellaceae. The transcript has a single exon.
AUGGGACCCAGCUUUCACCUUGCUAAAAAAGUGGUUACAGAAGUAGAGAGAGAUACUCUAGGUACUCAUGGAGCGCAGCGUUCCGGCUCAUGUCUCGUUCAAACCACAGCUAUCGAAGUCCUCUCUGACGAAGGGCAGCGUUUGACCUCUCAUAAAGGUAACCUAGAGGAACAGAAUCAGGUCAUUGUUAACGCUCUUGAGAUCAUCGACUAUCCUACCAAGACCGAGGAAAUUUACAAUCGAUCUUUAUAUAAAGUUCGUGUCAUCGACAACUCUGACACUGAUGAGGCAGUGGCCCGCACACAACCAUUGUCAUCCCACGACCAUGGGACUCGAUUUGCUUCAAAGGCGUUGAGGUCCGCGAACAAAGAUAUCGAUACAAAAAAGGAUGAACUUGAAGAAGCUGAAGAGGUGGUCGAACCGGCAGAAUAUGAUAAGGGUUCAAACUCUGAGAAGCUCAUCAAACAAAAGCGAUGGUAUCCUAACAAAGAACAGCUUCGGCGACUUGAAUUUUAUUACAAGCACUCUCGUUCAUCAUUCAAGGACAGGGAAGGACGCACCCAGAUUCUUGCAGAGCUCAGCAAACACGGUGAAACUAAAGGGCAGGCAAAGUUGCACACUUGGUCUAUGAAUCGCCGAGCAAAAGAGAAGAGGCAAGCGGCGCAAGAGGAGCUGGCGAAGAUAAUUGACGAGACACGUGUCAGUGUGCCACAGCAGCAAGCCGUGAAGACGCCAAGCGAAGGCGACGGAGCGAUUGCAGAGUACUCGAACCCCGAGGCGUGUCGAGUGUGUGGUAUUGAUGAUGAUGACGGCAUGUACUGCGAAAAAUGUAACGGCGUGUACCACUUUGCUUGUCUGGGACUCGACGCGCCGCCCACCGAUGAUUAUAUCUGUCCAUCAUGCCAAUAAAUCUUAAUAACCUUCAGGGGGCACUUUCUAUAAUAUUUGCGAUGAUACGGGACAAGCACGGCGCGACGGACCUCUCACGCUAUCGGAAGCUGGCGAAGGUCUUUUCAGGGAGCGACGAGCGUUCAGUUACGAUUCGCAUCAGGAAUUUUCGUGCUAAUGAGACUCCCUAAGAUACAAACAAGAUCUCUUCUAAACUCUUCUUCAAAAAGUAGUAACUUGUACAGACUUAUACCAAAACUACUAUGACUCGAAGGAAAACCCGGUGUCGAACACAUAAUUUACUGACACUACGCACGACAAGUGGGAGGGCGUUCCCUUUCAGGGAGCGACGAGCGUUCAGUUGUGAAUAUGUCAGCAACAAUAAGAGCCACCGUGCUGGAGAAAUUGCCGAUGGCCAGGGAGACCGUCGCGAGGUCGCUCGAGGCGAAGCGGAACAAGCGGCCAGCGGAUAACGCGCGUGAGGUUCGUGACCGCAUUGGGUGGCUGUCGCCCUCGGCGGCGACGUAUCUUUCUGAAAAGAAAUUGCCGUGUCGAUUUCUUCAAUCUUCAAGCAUUUUUCCUCGGCUUAGUCUCGGCGUUGCUUUGGGUCUGUACAUAUUGGUGAUCACAAGGAUAUCACUUUUUACAGGAGGGUAAAACCGAUUUUAUGCUGCAGCCUGCCUCAGCAUCCUGGCAGAUGCCAUAGCGUGUUCUAGACAACCCCUCAUGAUCACACUGCAACUCUUUUCCUUGACAUCACAAUUUCGAACUGCAUGUGUCACGUUAUUUGCUG